Scaptodrosophila lebanonensis is the source of this 1289-nucleotide messenger RNA. It is a transcript of the gene M6, whose product is annotated as neuronal membrane glycoprotein M6-a. NCBI's taxonomy places the organism in Eukaryota, Metazoa, Arthropoda, Insecta, Diptera, Drosophilidae. The record is from RefSeq and is a predicted model, not a curated record. The transcript has 5 exons. Gene Ontology annotation, cellular component: plasma membrane. Gene Ontology annotation, biological process: neuron projection development. Bases 259 to 1239 code for a protein of 326 amino acids.
AUUUAUUUACUGAAUCUUCUGGAGAUAUAACAAAUAAAAGUGUUGUCAAUAAAUGUACUAUACUAUAUUUUAUGAAGAACUGUGUUCCCUUAUAGUGCUAGACCUGUACGAACAUAAUUUUAGGUGUUUGACCACUGAGUAACACCAACAUAAAAACUGCAUAUGUAAAUACCAUAUGUAUAUACAUUUGUAAAUCAUAUACAACAAUCAAGCAUAAAUCGUUCAGAAAUCAUUAACAUACAAAUUGAAUUAUACAACAUGACGCACGACCACAGCGAUGUUCCGCUGUACAAAGUGCGGAACCAAGACAUGGCCAGUGAUCGACUGAGAGGUCAACGUGAAGCCAUUUUGCUCGAAACAAACUUUGAAGAUGAUGGUGUGAUGACCCGUGCUCACAGCAAUAGUGUAUAUAACGGGUUCAGCAUGCAGAAUAGACGACGCAGCUUGUAUCGUUCGGACCACUCCCUGGAAAGGUAUACAGACCUCGUCAGUAAAGGUGACUAUAUGCAGUCAUGCAUGGCGCGGAUUCCGUAUGCUACUUUGAUAGCUACACUUAUGUGUGUACUUGGUGUAGGCAUUUUUUGUGGGACUAUGUAUCGCGGCGCUUCACUAACAGUGAUAAUGAUGGAUCAAGUAUUUCAUCUACGACUUAUAUGGAUCGAAGCUGUGCAGAUGAUAUUUAUUAUAAUUGCUGUCGGAAUGGCUGCUCUUGGCUUUAUGAUACUUUUUGUUGGGUUUCUAGCUACGGGAGCUACACGUUAUAAAGUCUACAGAGCUUGGCGAUCUAGAGUAGGAGGACGUAUAUCGUGUGCUGUACUUAUGGGCAUUACAUACUUUCUCAACUUUAUCUGGACUCUCAUCUUAUGUUUUCUGGUUAUUGUGACUUUUACUUACACAUGCUUCUGGAACAUGUGUUCAAGUGUGGAGCAUUCGCUAAGCUGCAUUGACUUAACACAAUUUCAUUUUAUGUUUCCACCGAAUACAAAACUGGAGGACAUGAAAAUAUGCGAGAAGUACGAAAUAAAAGCAUUUUGCAAAGAUGGUGUUGAGAAUGCUGAAGUUAUGUUUAUUUUGGCUACCCUCUCAAGUUUGCUGGUAAUACUCAGCCUUGUGCAUUACCUCAUGUGUCUUUCUGCUAACUACGCACAUAUACGAGACCAUGAGAAGUUCCAGGAGCUACAGGAUAUUCAAAAUUUGAACGAGCUUGAAUAUUGUGCUACAUCGAAAGAUCGGUUUUAAAAAACAAUCAUUUCUUUAAUUGUACCGUAAAUAAAAUAUUAUUACCAUAA